This is a messenger RNA of Myiozetetes cayanensis, 1752 nucleotides long. RefSeq names its product ethanolamine kinase 1 (gene ETNK1). The record is from RefSeq and is a predicted model, not a curated record. Gene Ontology annotation, cellular component: cytoplasm. Gene Ontology annotation, biological process: phosphatidylethanolamine biosynthetic process. The transcript is spliced from 8 exons. NCBI's taxonomy places the organism in Eukaryota, Metazoa, Chordata, Aves, Passeriformes, Tyrannidae. Gene Ontology annotation, molecular function: ethanolamine kinase activity. The coding region runs from base 118 to 1209 and encodes 363 amino acids.
GGAGCCGCUUUAUCGGGAGCCCAAGUGGAAAUUUCCCCCUCAGUUGCCGGCACCGCCGCGGAGGAGACGCCAGCGAGAUCCGCCCGUCCUUGUCGCGCCGCGUCCCGCCCCGCCGUCAUGUCCAACUACAUCCACGUCCCGCCCGGCUCGCCGGAGGUGCCCAAGCUGGACAUCACGGUCAGCGAGCAGGAGGGGCCCGGGUACCGCCAGGGCGCCCUGCAGCUCCUGCGCCGGCUGCGCCCGCACUGGAGACCCGAGGAGGUGACGCUGCAGCUGUUCACUGAUGGAAUCACCAAUAAAUUAAUUGGCUGCUACGUUGGUGACAUAACAGAUGAUGUCGUUCUAGUUCGGAUCUAUGGAAAUAAGACCGAGCUCUUGGUGGAUCGAGAUGAGGAAGUGAAGAGUUUCCGUGUGUUGCAGGCCCACGGCUGUGCACCCCAACUCUACUGUACUUUCAACAACGGCCUGUGCUACGAGUUCAUGCAGGGAGAAGCACUGGAUCCAGAGCAUGUGUGCAAUCCAGAUAUUUUCAGACUCAUUGCUAGACAGCUUGCUAAAAUCCAUACUAUUCAUGCACACAAUGGGUGGAUCCCUAAAUCUAAUCUAUGGCUGAAGAUGGGGAAAUACUUCUCUCUCAUACCCACAGAAUUUGCAGAUGAGGAAGUAAAUAAAAGGUUUUUAAGUGACAUUCCAAGUCCUCAAGUUCUUCAGGAAGAGAUGGCCUGGAUGAAGGAAAGACUGUCAAAUUUAGGAUCACCAGUGGUGCUCUGUCACAAUGACCUGUUGUGUAAGAAUAUUAUUUACAACAAGAAACGAGGUGAUGUGCAGUUCAUAGACUAUGAGUACUCUGGAUACAACUACCUGGCUUAUGACAUUGGAAAUCACUUCAAUGAAUUUGCAGGAGUAAAUGAGGUAGACUACAGCCUUUAUCCUAACAGAAAACUACAGGAACAGUGGCUGAGAUCUUACCUUGAGGCCUACAAAGAAUACAAAGGAUUCGGCACAGAAGUCAGUGAAAAAGAAGUUGAGGUCCUGUAUGUCCAAGUCAAUCAGUUUGCACUGGCUUCCCACUUCUUUUGGGGAUUGUGGGCUCUAAUUCAAGCCAAGUAUUCCACCAUUGACUUCGAUUUUCUAGGGUAUGCAAUUGUUCGGUUUAACCAGUAUUUCAAAAUGAAACAGGAGGUCAUGACGUUAACUCUUCCCGAGUAACAAAGAGGAGGACACUUGCCAAGUGGAUGGACAACCCCUGGAUCUUUUCUGAGAACAGAUACUGGAAAAAAGCUAAACAUUUGUUGAAGUGCUGUAAUGCUCACUUGGUGGUUCUUGCUUUAUAAAUAAUGCCUCUAAACAGUCCUUCAAUGUUAAAUUUAAUAUGAAGAGCAUACGUACUGCUGUUGAUAUAAAACAGAUUAGAAACUUGCUAAAUCUAUAAAAAGUUGUAGAAGUGGCAAUUUAAUCCUUCUUUGUAAUUUAACAUAUGUUGUAUGUGAAUUAUUUAUUAUAAGUUUAACAUGAUUCCAUUGCUGCUUUCAUCAGUUUUUGUUAAAGUUGGGUGCAGACAGUGAAGUUGUUCCAAAGGAUUCAUUUAAACAACUUAUUUUAUUGAAGUUGCAUUAACUUAUGCUAAAGAAGACAUGUCAGAGAAUAUUACUCUUUUAAGAUGUGUAUGAGCAAAACGAGUGACAACAGACUUGUGAGAUCUCCAGUGUAACUAGGGAGAAGGGUUAAGAUUGUUUUUUUUUUUUUUUUUUU